Salvelinus sp. IW2-2015 is the source of this 1623-nucleotide messenger RNA. NCBI's taxonomy places the organism in Eukaryota, Metazoa, Chordata, Actinopteri, Salmoniformes, Salmonidae. The record is from RefSeq and is a predicted model, not a curated record.
AUGGGUGAGAAGRGGGGUAGUCCCUUCCAGCUGCUGAACCGCGUGCACAGAGACUGCGAUGGUAGUGGUGGAGGAUCCAAGACCUUAGAGCCAAAAGGUCAUGACACCACCAGCCUCACCAACCCGGGCCCGAGCACCAUGGAUAGGAGCCAGGGCCUGGGCACCAUGGACAGUGCUGCUGCUGCUGACAGUACACGCUUCUCUCCUGUUUCACUGGAACUGGACCCCACAGCGGUGAAUAAUGGAUCAGACAUUCCCUGCAGCCCGCAGACGGACACAAAGGACCCAGCACUGCAGAUCGAUAGCCGGCCCACUGCCUGCUGCCCUAACCCUCUUCCUCUCCCUCCAGCUAGCCGGCUGCUCUCCUCCAAGCACUUCCAGAGCCCCUACAUUACGAAGACUAGCAUGCAGGGGGAUGUCUACAACUUCCUAGAGAGACCCAKUGGAUUGAGAUGCUUCCUCUACCACUUCUUGGUAUUCCUCAUGGUCCUAGUGUGCCUCGUCUUCAGUGUCCUGUCCACCAUAGAGCACUAUGCCGAUUUCGCCAGCGGAACUCUCUUCUGGAUGGAGAUUGUCCUGGUGCUGUUCUUUGGGACAGAGUACGUGGUGCGGCUCUGGUCCUCCGGCUGCAGGAGCAAAUAUGUGGGGAUCAAGGGACGACUCCGCUUCAUCAGGAAACCCAUAUCUAUCAUUGAUCUGAUAGUGGUUAUUGCCUCAGUCAUAGUGCUGAGUGUAGGUUCCAAUGGCCAGGUGUUUGCCACAUCUGCUAUCAGGGGGAUUCGCUUCCUCCAGAUUCUACGCAUGCUGCACGUGGAUCGUCAAGGAGGAACAUGGAGGCUUCUGGGAUCUGUAGUCUUCCUCCAUCGACAGGAGCUGAUCACCACGCUGUACAUCGGCUUCCUGGGGCUGAUCUUCUCCUCCUACUUUGUGUACCUGGCYGAGAAGGAUGCUGUGGACGAGGAGGGCAAGACUGGCUUCUCCAGCUAUGCUGAUGCCCUGUGGUGGGGCGUGGUGACGGUGACCACCAUUGGCUAUGGGGACAAGGUUCCUCAGACGUGGAUAGGGAAGGCCAUCGCCGCCUGCUUCAGUGUCUUCGCCAUCUCCUUCUUCGCUCUUCCUGCAGGUAUACUGGGCUCGGGCUUUGCUCUGAAGGUACAGCAGAAACAAAGACAGAAACAUUUCAACAGACAGAUCCCGGCUGCAGCCUCACUAAUCCAGACGCUGUGGCGGUGCUAUGUAGCAGAGAAACCAGAAGGCUGUCCUGCCACCUGGAAAAUGUACGUCCUCACCGGAGACUACAUCCCUACCAUGAGUUCUGAAAACAACAGCCCAAACCUCAGAAACAAGAGCAAGCGCCCCAAGAGGAAACUGAAGAUGGUUCGUGACAACGGCUCCCUGACCAUCACUGGAGAGAAGAGGAUGUAUAUUCCUCAGAUCACCUUCGACCACAUUGAGGAUGAAGACGAGAAGAAAGAGGUCCCCUUAUUUCUGGAAGAACAGCCAGUUAAGAAAAAACUGGACGGCUCUUCCUUGGACAUCUCCCGGACGAGCAGUUUGUGUGAUGACAUGGCCUAUGUCAGCGAGGACAUCCCUUUAACCGUGGUGACAGACACAGCACAGUGA